This is a messenger RNA of Papaver somniferum (opium poppy), 3099 nucleotides long. RefSeq names its product B3 domain-containing transcription repressor VAL2-like. The transcript is spliced from 14 exons. The coding region runs from base 343 to 2931 and encodes 862 amino acids. The record is from RefSeq and is a predicted model, not a curated record. Gene Ontology annotation, molecular function: DNA binding; zinc ion binding. NCBI's taxonomy places the organism in Eukaryota, Viridiplantae, Streptophyta, Magnoliopsida, Ranunculales, Papaveraceae.
AGAAGAAAGAAGAGAGCUUUGUGUUCUGUCGUGCAUGCAUAUUCUCUCUGCAUUGCCGGUUUUGCAUGCACUCACGCUUCUUCUUCUUCUUCUCUCUCUUUUCAAACCCCGAUCGCCGUGACCCCGGUAACCGGAAUCUGACAUACAUACUUGGAUCUCACUACACCGCCGUCAUCUUCACCACUAAGAUAAUAUCAAGCAGUAAUAAACAAGCAAAAAAAAAAAAAAAAAAAGACAAGGGGAUGAGUAAAAGUAAACUAUGAUAGGGUUUGGGAAUAAACUCAGUUUAGGGUUUUGAUUCAACACUUACAAACUAAGUUAAUAUUGAUUGGUUGUAAUCAUAUGGGUACAAAUAUAUGUAUGAAUGUAUCAUGCUCAUCAAGCACUUCGAUUCAUUGGAAGAAAGGCUGGAAAUUACGAUCUGGUGGAUUUGCAGAUCUUUGUGAUAACUGCGGGUCUGCUUAUGAGCAAUUAAUCUAUUGUGACACAUUCCACCUUAAAGAAACUGGUUGGAGGGAAUGUACUUCUUGUCGCAAGCGCCUGCAUUGUGGAUGUAUUGUUUCGAAGUCGUUUCUUGAGCUACUCGAUAAUGGUGGUGUAGAGUGUAUCAGCUGUGUUAGAAGUGCCCAGUUUUCCUUUAUUCCGAGAGACGAAGAGAUGAAUAGAUGUGGUACUCUGUCAGCGGAUGCUCUUGGUGAAACACAGCAGAAAUUCUUGGCCAAUAAAGUAGAUGUUAUUAACAGGGGAAAUCUCAUGUUUUUUGGCUUACGGACGGAUGGUGACGGGCAUAUAAACCUACAUCAGUCUCACAAAGAUAACACAAAUGGUUCUCUUCAACAUAUUAAAGGGGAGCAAGUGAUGUCUCCAGUAGGGGACUUUAGAACCCCAAACUUUUCAAAUUUAAAACGACCAUUCAUGGGAUCUUUAGUACAGACUUCCAUCGAGGCAAGUAAGGAUGUUCUGCCACAGGCACGGGUUGCCAGGCCUCCUCCUGUUGAAGGGCGUUGCCGACCCCAGUUGCUACCACGUUAUUGGCCGAAAAUUACAGACCAAGAACUCCAGCAAAUAGCAGGAGAUACAAAUUCAACUAUUGUGCCACUGUUUGAGAAGGUUUUGAGUGCAAGUGAUGCGGGUCGGAUUGGUCGUUUAGUUCUCCCAAAAGCAUGUGCUGAGGCGUAUUUCCCUCGAAUAUCCCAGCCUGAAGGUCUUCCUAUAAGGAUUCAAGAUAUUAAGGGAAAAGAUUGGAUGUUUCAAUUCAGAUUUUGGCCCAAUAACAACAGCAGAAUGUACGUCUUAGAAGGUGUAACCCCAUGUAUACAGUCUAUGCAAUUACAAGCUGGUGAUACUGUUACUUUCAGUCGCAUAGAUCCUGAAGGAAAACUCCUCAUGGGCUUUCGGAAGACCUCAAGCCCUGUAAUUAUGCAGGAGAACCAAAUGUCUGCCAUGUCUAGUGGCAUACUACCCUUUUCUGGUGCUGGUGGGAACCGACCUAUUGUAAGUGGUUAUUCAAACCGUAAUCGGUCACCGAAGGGAUAUGUGGAUCCACAUCUAAGUGCUCUAUCAGACUUGAAUAUAGGCAAUGGAGAUAUUAGCUGGCAUAAAAAUGAAGACAACGGAGCCUGGCCAGGCGAGGGUUUGCCGAUGCAACAACCAUUGUUUGUUCAGAGAAGUCGUAAAAUUGGAUCCAAAGGUAAGAGGUUGCUCAUGGACACGGAAGAUGCUCUUGAGCUGAAGCUGACAUGGGAAGAGGCACAGGAUUUGCUUCGCCCCCCCCCUACUGUCAAACCUAGCAUAGUCAAAAUUGAGGACCAUGAGUUUGAAGAAUAUGAAGAACCUCCAGUUUUCGGGAAGAAGACAAUUUUUACAGCACGAUCAUCUGGGGGUCAAGAUCAAUGGGUUCAGUGUGAUAGUUGCUCCAGGUGGCGAAAAUUGCCAGCAGAUGUUCUUCUCCCUUCUAAGUGGACAUGUGCUGAUAAUGCUUGGGAUCCUGAAAGGAGUUCGUGUUCGGUACCAGAUGAACUGAGCCGAAAAGAGCUGGACAAUUUUCUUAGAAUGAACAUGGAUAUCAAGAAACGAAGAGUAACAGCUAACCGUAGACCAACACUAGAGCGUGAACCUUCUGCUCUAGAUGCUCUGGCUAGUGUUGCAGCUCUUGGAGAUAGUGCUGUUGAUCCUGAAAUUCCUUCUGUUGCCACUACCACCAGACACCCUCGACAUCGUCCUGGAUGCUCGUGCAUCGUGUGCAUUCAGCCUCCUAGUGGAAAAGGCCCAAAGCAUAAGCCCACUUGCAACUGCAACGUGUGCAUGACAGUGAGACGGCGCUUUGAAACUCUCAUGAUGCGCAAGAAGAAACGUCAGGAGCUUGAAGGAGAAAUGGCUCAAAAGAAAAUCAAUAUAUCAAUAGGUUCUAACAGGGAUGCGAUAGAAGAAGGUGGGUCGAAGUGUAGAAUGUUGCCUCCCGAUGGUGGAGAAACAAGGCCACAAUCUACAGAAUCUAAAGAUGAUCGGAGUAGAAACUUAUUUAAUUAUCAAACCACUGACACUGCUAUGGUUCAGAUAGAUUUGAACUGUGAUCCUGACCGUGAUCAGUUAGAACUUUUGCGAAGAGGUACGCCAUCAGCACUAGGUGUUAGCAUGAUGACUCUUCUUCAGGAGGCAAGUCUUCCACUAGAGAUUUAUUUAAAGCAGAAUGGUCUGACAAGUUUGGCAUGGGAGAAUCACCAAGGAAGCUCUAGUUCUCAUGGCGCAGCCGCUGCUGUACCACCCCACGAAGUUGUUGUGGAGGAUAAUCAUGAAGGACUAAGACCGUCAACUCCUGAUGAAAAUGACAUCGCUUUAGUACAAGAAAGAGAGAUUGAGGGUGGCGAUGAAGGGAAGCCUUCUGUGAAUGACGAUCAGAGCCAAGAGGAAAAUAAUGAUGGUAUAGUGUGAAUCCAAAUUUGAAAAUAGUUGUUUCAUCUGUAAUUUUAAGUUUUUGAUGGGUGUAAAGUUGAAAAGUCUCUUGUUGUUGUUAUAAUUCUCCAUCUCUGCUUGUUGUAACCAAUAUUUUUUUUUGGUGUUACAAUAUUAAGCUAAAGGUCCAGAGCUCAAUUUCUCAUA